Alternaria burnsii is the source of this 1533-nucleotide messenger RNA. RefSeq lists its product as uncharacterized. The transcript has 4 exons. NCBI's taxonomy places the organism in Eukaryota, Fungi, Ascomycota, Dothideomycetes, Pleosporales, Pleosporaceae. Gene Ontology annotation, cellular component: nucleus. Gene Ontology annotation, biological process: regulation of DNA-templated transcription. The record is from RefSeq and is a predicted model, not a curated record. Gene Ontology annotation, molecular function: transcription cis-regulatory region binding; DNA-binding transcription factor activity, RNA polymerase II-specific. The annotation marks the transcript as partial.
UGCCAUCGACUGGGGAAAGAAUGUAAAUCCACAUCCCCAGCGCGUAGGAAGACAUCGAAACCAACCACAGUCCCAAAGAGGUCGAAAUUGGAGGAUAAGCUUGAUGAAGUUGUCUCGCUUCUUCGUACACAGCAUGCAGCGCCUGUGUCAAUGUCGCCCAAUGAUCAACUCGUACUCACGCCGGAGUCCUCAGUUUUUAUUCAAGGACUAUCAUAUAACCCCGACAAUGACGACCGCCUGACUCCCGAGCAAUUAGUCGACUUUCGGACGACUUACCUGCAUCUCUUUCCCUUCGUGUAUCUAUCGGAGAACCUCACCACAGACGAUCUUCACGUCAGAUAUCCACUGCUCUGUCGUGCUAUCCGCACCGUGCUCACGAAGGCGGUCACUCAUCAAAGCCGGCUGAGUAAGCAGUUGCGAGAACAGCUGGCUUCCAGGAUCAUAGUGCAAGGAGAAAGAAGUAUUGAUGUGCUGUUGAGUCUGAUCAUGUGUAUUGCUUGGUCACCGUACUUUACCCACGGUAAGCAAUUUCUGGGCUCCAUGUGCAAUCUUGCGAAGACGGUGGUGAGCGAUCUUCGUCUUGACAAGCCUGCGCAACCGACGGGAUGUCCAAGUCUAGGUCCUCAUGUGGAUAAUAAGGAAGUUCGGACAAAUGAAGGCAGUAGAGCGUUGCUAGCUGUCUUCAUACUAUGCGCGAAUGUUUCAAUAAUCUUCGAAUACGACCUAAUGCUCUGGUCACCGCAGAUGGAAGACGCAUGCGAUUGUUUGAGCAAAGGCCGAGAAUCUCGAGAAGACGGCAUAUUGGCUGCCAGUGCGCGUCUGGCGAAGAUUGCGAUCAGUGCUGCCGAGAUAUCUCGAAGAGCUUUGGGUGAUCCCAGUACAGCAAGAUAUGCUAUGAUAGCUAUUGAUCCUCUUACCCUGGCGCUUAGCAAUUUCCAGAGAUCGCUCGCACCUGAAUGUCUACAACACUGGCUCAUCACCGGGCUCACCCAAACAGCCCAGGUUGCCAUUUAUGAACUCGCGCUCUUGAGAUCGUCCACAACUGAGAUGGCAGCGUCGCAACUCGCCUUCGACUCCAAGCGCAUCGGAUACCUUAUGGAACUCUUACAGACAUGUAAAGCCUGUCGAGACCACGCCUUGGCUGGCGACACUAUGAGUUUGACAGCUCCAUCGAUGCUCAUAUGGUCUUAUUGUUGCAAGAUCUUAUUCCGACUCUCUAGCAUCAAAGGAGUAGCUGGCUGGGAUCCAACAAUUGUCCAAUCAACUGUCGACAUAGUGCAGUGCCUAGAGCAGCUUGCGGAGAUAGCUGAGCGGGCUAAUUCCGAAUACAAGGCUCAAACAGGCGAAGAAAGUUUGUUUGCUGCGGCCGCAGAGACACUGAGAGUUAAGGCGCCAAACUGGAAACUCCCUACAAGAGAGCAUGAUAACAUCAUGAAUAGCGCAGCGGACGGCUGGAACAACGGGUUGAUUGGAGAUAUAGGGAUGAUGGACUUUUCGAGCGACUUUUGGAUGCCUAGUGCUUUCAAUUUUUGA